CAAACCGCCGCCAACAAUGGUGUCCGCCGGCAAGAAGACGAAGAAGUCUCAUGAGAGCAUAAACAACCGGUUGGCUCUUGUGAUGAAGAGUGGGAAAUACACUCUUGGUUACAAGACCGUCCUCAAGACCCUCAGGAACUCCAAAGGUAAGUUGAUUUUGAUAUCUAACAACUGCCCACCUUUGAGGAAGUCAGAAAUUGAGUACUACGCCAUGCUUGCUAAAGUUGGCGUCCACCAUUACAAUGGAAACAAUGUUGAUCUGGGAACUGCGUGCGGAAAGUACUUCCGAGUGUCGUGCCUCAGCAUCGUUGACCCAGGUGACUCGGAUAUUAUCAAAUCUUUGCCCGGAGAUCACUGACAUUGACAAAGUGAUAAUAUUACCAUAGAACAAGUAGAAGAAUGAUUUCUUGGGGUUGUGAGGAUUUCUUUCCCUGUCAAAAAUUUUGCCUUGUCUACCCAAAUGUGUUAGAAAAUUAUUCUCUCCGAGUGUUGUGCCUUUCUAAGACUUGAUGAGAUCCUCAUUUUGUACGUUUAUCUUUGCUCAUAUAUGUGAAGUUUCACUAACAUUUGCACCCUUCUUGCAUUUGUCCUGGUUUUCCUGUUGAUGAAUGUCCCACGGUGGUUCGUUCCUCCACCGGUGUAGUAA
Sesamum indicum (sesame) is the source of this 646-nucleotide messenger RNA. Its product is annotated as large ribosomal subunit protein eL30z. NCBI's taxonomy places the organism in Eukaryota, Viridiplantae, Streptophyta, Magnoliopsida, Lamiales, Pedaliaceae. The record is from RefSeq and is a predicted model, not a curated record. Gene Ontology annotation, molecular function: RNA binding; structural constituent of ribosome. Gene Ontology annotation, cellular component: cytosolic large ribosomal subunit.